AUGGAUUACAAUUUGAUCAAAAAAUCAUUUGAAGCAGUGCUUCAGAACUUGAUAAAUCUGGAGCAGUUCAUCUCAAUCCUCGAAUCUUCAGUGAUUCUUGCAAUUGAGCUAACACCGAUUGUCGAUCUUAAGGUAACCAAUUUGGAAGGUGUUCUCACGGAGAGCUCUUUCCUUCUGCCAAAAUUGGAAACACUCUAUUUGAGUAAUAACUAUCUUCUCAAAGGAGUUUUACCAAAGAUCCACUCGAACAGCACUCUGUUGGAGUUGGAUAUUUCUUACACAGGAAUCUCCAGUGAGCUACCUAAUUCAAUUGGCACCUUGAUUUCCUUGACUCGCUUGUACCUCUAUGGAUGUCAAUUCUUUGGUCGCAUUCCUGAUUCCAUUGGCAAUCUUACACAAAUUAGGUAUUUGAAUUUUGGUUAUAUUCCUUCCACAAUCUCUAAAUUGAAGCACCUCACAGUUUUAGCCCUUUCAUCUAACUCCUUUGGAGACUUGUCGAGUAGUUCCCUAUCUGGACCACUUCCUAGCAAUGCAAGCAUGCUUCAAAAGUUAACUGAGCUGGAUUUGUCUUACAACUUAUUGAAUGGAAUUGUCCCGAUGUCGUUGCUAAAGUGUGAUGGUCUAGAAGUCCUUGAUGUGGGGAGCAACGCUAUAAAUGACACAUUUCCAGCUUGGCUCGGAACUCUUCAAGAGCUGCAGGAAUUGACAACAUUGAACUUUCUGGAGAUCUUAAACCUAUCUCAAAAUCUCCUUGUUGGAUGCAUUACUCAAGGUUCACAAUUCAACACAUUUGAAAAUGACUUGUAUGGUUGCAACCUUGAUUUAUGUGGUCCUCCUUUGUCAAAGCAAUGUGGAACAAGUGAUCGCCCGCAUGUUCCUCAAUCACUGGAGGAAGAAGCAGAUGAAGAUGAAUCAUAUUUCUUAAGUGGAUUUACAUGGGAAUCAGUAGUCAUAGGCUACAGUUUUGGACUAGUUGUUGGAACUAUCAUAUGGAGCCUCAUGUUUAAAUAUCGUAAGCCAAAAUGGUUUGUGGAAUUUUUUGACGGCAUCAUGCCCCCAUAA
Molecule: messenger RNA, 1062 nt
Organism: Solanum tuberosum (potato)
Lineage: Eukaryota; Viridiplantae; Streptophyta; Magnoliopsida; Solanales; Solanaceae
Product: probable leucine-rich repeat receptor-like protein kinase At1g35710
Exons: 5
Coding region: 1-1062 (353 amino acids)
Molecular function (GO): protein binding
Source: RefSeq, a predicted model, not a curated record